Molecule: messenger RNA, 1675 nt
Organism: Brassica napus (rape)
Lineage: Eukaryota; Viridiplantae; Streptophyta; Magnoliopsida; Brassicales; Brassicaceae
Product: novel plant SNARE 11
Exons: 9
Coding region: 602-1396 (264 amino acids)
Biological process (GO): vesicle fusion
Cellular component (GO): ER to Golgi transport vesicle membrane; late endosome membrane; endoplasmic reticulum membrane
Molecular function (GO): SNARE binding; SNAP receptor activity
Source: RefSeq, a predicted model, not a curated record
CGGCAGACAACAAAAAUGUGGAACGCUGAUGUGGUUUUUGAUUAAAGCGUAGAUUUGGUUUUUAAUUAAAGGAAGGGAGACUUUGCAAUCUAUCUUACUUGUAAAGUCAAGUGAUCGUAUAAGCUACUGCAAGAGUUGCUUGCCGUUAGAUCUUGAGAGGUGAACAAUCCUGACGCCCCGCGUUAUACGAAAGAGUGCAUAUACAGCAAACGACGUCGUAUCGUGUCCCACUGAUUAUCCCGACAGCCCAGGUUUUCAAAUCUCUCUCUCUCUAUCUAUCUUAUUUCGUCGUCGUCCCGUUGGAGCCAAAUCAAAUGGCAACAAAAGACCUCAGAUGAUUCUAUCUCUAACGUUAUCGAUUUUUUUUAAGACAUCCCACAUUGUUCUUCCUAGAUCUGUAAUAGUAUAUAUAUAUAAUAAUCCAACGCAUUUGGUACGAGGUUUUGUUCUGUAAUCCCGACAUCGAGAUUGGGAUGUUUUGUUCGAAGAGCAAGAUGAUGAUUCGAUUUGGGAUCUGAAGAAGAAGAAGAGAGCACAUUGUGUGUUUUUUUUUGUUGUUGUCUCUGGGUGAUAUAAGAGAGAGAGAGAGAGAGAGAGAGAGAUGGAUCCAAUAUCGGCGGUUAGCGAAGAGCUGGCUGAGAUCGAAGGACAGAUCAAUGACCUUUUCCGCGCUUUAUCGAAUGGAUUCCAGAAGCUGGAGAAGAUCAAAGAUGCUAAUAGGCAGAGUAGGCAGCUCGAAGAUCUCACUGACAAAAUGCGUGACUGCAAGAGCCUUAUUAAAGAUUUCGAUAGGGAAGUCAAAAGCUUGGAAGGCGGCGGGAACGAUGCCAACACUAACCGUAUGUUGAACGAUAGACGACAAUCUAUGGUUAAGGAACUAAACUCAUAUGUCGCUCUUAAGAAGAAAUAUUCAUCCAGUCUAGCUAGCAAUAAUAAGCGAGUUGAUCUUUUUGAUGGACCCGCUGAAGAAAACAUGGAAGAGAAUGUCUUAUUAGCUUCCAACAUGUCCAAUCAAGAACUCAUGAAUAUAGGAAACUCCAUGAUGGAUGACACUGAUCAAGCCAUUGAGAGAGGCAAAAAGAUUGUUCAGGAGACUAUAAAUGUGGGAACAGAUACUUCAGCGGCUCUCAAGGCUCAGACCGACCAAAUGAGUAGAGUUGUCAACGAACUCGAUUCUAUUCAUUUCUCACUCAAGAAGGCCUCCAAGCUGGUCAAGGAAAUUGGUAGGCAGGUUGCCACGGACAAAUGUAUUAUGGCAUUUCUUUGCCUUAUUGUCAUUGGUGUCACAGCAAUCAUCAUCGUCAAGAUUGUGAACCCAAACAACAAAGACAUCCGUGACAUACCAGGCCUAGCUCCACCAGCCAUGAACAGACGUCUACUCUGGAACCAUUACUGAAAACGUUUGGGCACACGCUUCUUGCCGCUGUAGUUGAAACCGCCUCGCUUGAGGAAAGUAACAAGUUUUUGUUCCCAUGGCGCAUGACUGCUCUGCUCAUUUCAGAAAUUGAAGGAAUCAAAAUUCCCUUUCGUUACAAAACAAGAAUCAAAAGCCAAUCUAUUUUUUUUUUGUUCAUGUGUUUGUAUAACAGUGACUCUUUUAUGUGCCUAUAUCAAUGUGUAUUUUUGUAAACGUAGUCUAUGUUUCCUGUUCUGGUAAUAACUAUUUGUUCCUCUG